GUACCUGGGAGGGCCAGGAUCUGGGCUCCAUGAGCAGCACAGGGCACACUCUGUCCUUCCCUACCAGGAAUGUCCUCUUCCAACUAUCUCCCAUUCCCUACCUUUCCCUUCCCUUCCCUUCCCUUUGGAGAACCACAAGCAGCAUGGGCUCUGUUGAUGCGAGGCAUUCUCUGUUUUCAUCAGGUGCAGGAAGGGGGCCCCACCACACUUAAUCCACCAGGCACCUAGGCCCCAGCUGAGAGGCUUCUAGAGGUCAGAGAUGACAGCUGGUCCAGAUCAGAGACCCAUGACCACACACAGUGAUAACCAGGGGGAAGAGACUGUGAAGAGAGUCCCCGCCAGAGAUGUGGAGAUAUGGGGAAUGCACCCUCUCAUUUCCCAGACCUUACGGCCCCUCAUCUUGCAUAAUCCUGGCCUGGAGGAAAGAGCAGAGAGCUUGCCAUGAUCUUCAGCAUGAGUUGCUGGCAAUUGUCUCACCCUUCCAGGAUUUGGCAAAGGAUAAGUCGCUCCACCCUGGGGUGAGCCAUUGGCCACAGAGACCAUAAAUAGCAUCCCCCAGAAGGCUCUUCAUUCAUCUCCUCUUUCAGGGAAUAUCUGGAGUGGUGCCAGCUUCCUCAGCCCUGAAGUCAUGGCCCUAGGUCUCCUGUGGCUGGGCCUUGUCCUGCUAGGGGCCCUGCAGACCCAGGCCCAGGAUUCCACCCCAAACCUGAUCCCAACCCCGCCUCUGCACAGGGUCCCUCUGCAACCUGACUUCCAAAAUGAGCUGUUCCAGGGGAAAUGGUACAUCUUGGGACUGGCAGGGAAGGAAAUUCAUAAAGAAAAACACAGCCAAUUGAAGAUGUACACCAUCACCUACGAGCUGAACGAAGACAACAGCUACAAUGUCACCUUUGUCCUGCCCUGGAUCCAGCGCUGUGACCACUGGAUCACAACUUUCCUCCCAAGUUUCCAGCCAGGCCAAUUCAGCCUGGGCAACAUUGAGCGUUACCCUGGAAUCCAGAGUUACACUGUACAAGUGGUGGCCACAGACUACAACCAGGUUGCCAUGAUUUUCUUCAAGAAAGCUUACAAAAACCAGGAGUUCUUCAUGGUCACCCUCUAUGGGAGGACCAAGGAGCUGACCCAGGAGCUGAAGGAAAACUUCAUUAGCUUUGCCAAAGCCCUGGGCCUCACCGAUGACCACAUCAUCUUCCCAAUCCCCAACGGUAAUCACCAGCUGGGGAGAGGAGAAGGGCCCAUGGGGACUGUCCAGGCCUGAUGUUGCUUCACUAAGGAACGGGGGAGAGGAGGGAGGCAGAGCCCUGC
This is a messenger RNA of Acinonyx jubatus (cheetah), 1305 nucleotides long. Its product is annotated as neutrophil gelatinase-associated lipocalin-like. The record is from RefSeq and is a predicted model, not a curated record. Gene Ontology annotation, molecular function: small molecule binding. The coding region runs from base 629 to 1258 and encodes 209 amino acids. The transcript has 5 exons. NCBI's taxonomy places the organism in Eukaryota, Metazoa, Chordata, Mammalia, Carnivora, Felidae.